UGGCGAAUUCGUUAUAUAACUACAAUCCCCACAACACAUAGUAAUAUGUAAUAUGUUUUUUUUUUUUUUUAAUUCAAAAUUUAAAGCACGCUGGUGAACACAUAUUUUGGAUUCAGGAUCGCAUUCUUUCGUUAAGACAGAAAGUUUCUGUUUAUCAAUGGAAGGAGAGCCCUCCAGUCACUACUGUCUGGUCAUAUUACCGAAUGGAAUAAGUUGCUAUAUGACUGCAGAGGAUAAAGAAAUAUAUAACAGUUAUCAUGCAGAAUUGGCCACCGUUAUGGAACCAUUGCAGCAGAAGUCUCUAUGUAUUCCGUCCCCUUUUAAGGACUACCCACCAGCUCCAAGUAAUACUCCAGAGAUGAAAAAGGAGUCAGAGCACACUACUGAUGUGGCAGGUUUUAGUGAAGCAGAUAUUGGUGUGACCACCUGGAGCAGAGAAAUGGUGUUGACUCUCAUAAAUCUUCACACUCGUUAUGAACAUAAGUUAAUUUCUCAAAAACAUAAAAAGAAAGAAGUAUGGGCAGAGAUUACAAGCGAACUGAUCAAGAUCUGCAAAGUGUCAGUAACGGUUCAACAGACUGAGCAAAAGUGGAAAAAUAUUACAAAGAAAUAUAGAGACACUGUUGCCCAUAACAGUGUGUUUGGCAACAGUCUCCGCACUUGUUCUUUCUACAAGGAGCUUUCAGAAGUGUACAGAUUCAAGCCCAGUGCUGAGACGGUCUCUAUAGCAACAAAGGCAUGUGAUAUUAAGAAAAGAAAAUUAGAAAAGUCAUCAGGCAUCCCAGCAAGGAGGGUUGUAGGAAGUGACACCACAGAAGACAGUCAUGUUUCUAAUGUGAAAAAGCUUAAAGAAAUGAACGCAAAAAAUUCUUCAAAGAAGGAACAGCGAUCAGCGAUUGUGGCUCUUGUUAAGCAGCUACAAGAGGACCUAAAGUCAGAGCACCAGCAGGCCAUGGACACACUGAAAAAGAUGCACGAUGAGAAAAUGGCACUGAUGUCUUCAUUUUUAGAUGUAUUGAAACAGCACACUGAAUAGAGCUGACUAUUGGUUUCAUACCUCAAAUUAGAGUUUUGUCACAAAGAAAACAGUUACUAUCCUUUUGUGUUUUCUCAUUGAACUGGAUAUAGUUACGAAUGUAUUGUAUACUGUCAGUAUGUCGGAUCCGUCAUCCAGCCUUAUAAUAUUAUUAUAUCAGCGGGACAUCACUUCAAAUAAAUGACUUGGCAAUUAUAAGUAUGUGCUGUUUCUAAUACUGUGUAAGAAUUCACAAACUUUUUUGUUUAGUGUAUUUCUGGUAUGUGCAUAGGGAGCAUUGUGUGUGAUUUUAGGAAACUGGGAUUUGCACAGGAAGUCACAAGGUAUCAGCAGUUUAAACUUUUUUUUUUUAAUCUAUAGUGUGGUAUAAUAAACAAGUAUGUCAGUAAUAUACAUCUCCUGGCAGAUGUAAAUUCAAAAUUGGAUAUCAGUAGAAUGAAAAAAUUGAUGACCGUGACAUAUAUCAACAGUAAGUACAAAAUAGUAUAGAAUAAAAAAUGUUAGCAAUAAAUGUUUCAUCACAAUUUCAUAAGCGAUUCUCCAGAUAUAUGCAAAACUGUACGUGUGACAUUGUGGACGGUUAUAUGGACAGCCAGAGACCCUCCCUCAUAUCUCCAGAAUAUUCUCAAGACUAUAUUCGAAUUCAGGGUAAUACCUAGUUUCAUGAUAAUUGAAUAAGCGGUUUCCCAGAAAUAUGCAAAAAUGUGGCAUACAGUUAGACAAAUGUACAGACAGACACCUGCGUAUAUCUUUAGAAUCUGAUAUUCUCAAAAAAUAAUGUUAACACCAAGUUAGAUUAGAUGAACCAAGAAAUACAUUUGGGUUGUUAUCUGUGCACCUGGGACAUUACUCAAUUGACAGAAAACUGUAUGCGCACUUGUUACAACAAUGGUGGAUAAGCUUGAUUCAUUGGCUUUGAUUAUGUUGGAAAAGGGAGAUCCCAUUUUAUUGUAAGUGAUAUUCAUAACUUACUGAUGCAAGUAUGCAUCAUGCUUGUUUAAUUCAUAAAUUGAGUGGCAAGGGGGGGAGGGGGGGUGCCUGGAGCUGGAGAGAGAAUGCAAACAAACUGCAGAAUGUCAGCAAAAAGCACAGUCUGCUUUAAAAAUCUAUUUUAUCUCAAUUGUCAAAAAAAAGUGAAUUCACUGCACACUUGUUACAACAAUGGUGGAAGCUUGAUUCAUUGGCUUUGAUUAUGAUCAUAAAUGUUUGUUCUAUUACAUGGUAUUGACCUACAAAAACUGCUGUACGCAAGAAAAGGGCAUUUCACUUCUAACAAAUGUGCAGUUGCUACUUCCAGUGUAUGGAACUGCCCGCUAUCCAACAGCCUGCAUUGUGAGCGUUUGCUAUGCAUCGCAGACAUUUUAAAACUGCAGUGAGUUAAAAAAAUAAAAAAAAAAUGUAAAAAUAAUUAAAGACCAAAUUGGGGCCACAUUUCCCAACCCCCCACUCAUUCAUGCAUAAAAUUAGCCCUCACUUUGCAACUUGAUUGCACUGCCAUUAAAAACAAAUGUCCCCCAUUGUGUCUGGUUUACAUAGCCAUUAAUUUAGUGCAGGGGCAAUUAAUAUACAAUUUUUGUGUCUUGCAGGGAGCAAGUUAUGCCAGAGUGUGUCUCAUGGUAGUGACCCCCAGUUUUAUUAAAAAGUUGUAUUUGACCAAAAGUAGGAAGCACCUUUUCACAGAGCAUAUAAUAGUUUACCAAGUUAAUUACUGUAUUGUAGUAACAUGUAAAACACAAUAGGAAUAUUAAAAAGCAGGGUUCUGCCCUAUUAGAUUACUGUAUAUGGGGAAACUGGUGUGCUUACAGGGAACAGGCUUGAUGUUCCAAACAACCUAUCCUAGUUCCUAACAUUUGUUAUUUUCUGAUAAGACAUAUUUAAAAAAUAUCAGCUCAAUAUGCACCUCUGUAUACUACCAAAAAGGAAAGGGAGUUGCAAAUUACAUGUAUAGAGUAACUUACUUAAGGUAUGCAUUACGCCUGGAACAGCUGAAACUAUCUUAAGAGAGUGCAAACAAACUGUAUUGUCAACAAAAAGAUCAGUCUAUUUGACAAGAGCCUAUAUCUCAUUGUGGUGCAAAAGGGUAAACUAUGAACGAAUCUACUAUUUACCACCAAAAAUAUAUUGCAGUAUUACAUUUUACAUCAUCACUUUAGUUAGUUAUUAAAGUUUCAAACUACAUGUACUAAAACUGUAUAUAAUGAAAAAACAAAACAAAACAAAACAUACGUAUAAAACAGUUAGUAGCUGGGCAUUCCAAAAAGUCUAUACAAAAUUCAGUUUAAAACUGCGACAAAUGGCUGGGGCGGGAUUUGCAAUACCCACGCACAACACGCGUCUUAUGAGACAGUUUGUGGGAAUGCAUUCACUAUUGAUUCCCCACCCCCUCUUAAUCUGCUCUUAAUUUACCAAAAUUGAAGUAUGCCAUUUAACAAAGAAUAACAAAAUCCACGAUUUUCUACAUAGGGUUUUUUUCCUUCUCAUAUAAAAAUAAAAAAUACACCUGUUAGUUCAGUUAAUUUGCUUUAGGGUUCGAUAUUAUUAUUAUUAUUAUUAUUAUUAUUAUUAUUAUUAUUAUCAGUUGCAUUUCUACUAAAUGGCCAUAUACUAACUAUACCUCUACACCCAAUAAGGAAUUAUAUAAUGUUUAGAGACAACAUAGAAGUACAUACUAAGCCUAAAGUCGUUUCAGUGAAAGCAUGUUUGUUUCUUAAAUUGUAGUAGCAGUUGCCACAUGAAUAAGUGUGUAAUGUUUUGUAGCCAGUGGUAUACUAAUGUAAAACAGAUUUUAAAAAAAUAUAUACCAGCUGAUUCCGUAGACGUACAAUACAAAGCGUGCUUGUCUUUUUACUGAACGUGCCUACAUAUUUCACUUAUUUGGUAGUGAGAUCCCACAGAAAAAGAAAAAAAAAAUACUUAAAAAGUAACGUUAAUGAUUGCUGAGAUACCACACCAGACAUAAAAAUGAGGGAUUACGGAGUGAGACUACUUUCUUAGUAGUGAUACGUAUUAAAAUUGAUGUCAGAAAGUAUUUAAAAUCUGACAAUAUGCAUUUGUAAUAUUACAAACAAACUGUUAAACUGUUAUUUUGUUUAUAGUCUAUUUCUCUGUGCCUUUAGCCGGACUUUUUAUUUUCUUUGUUUCCAUUCUCUGCUUCCUCAAAAUUCGCUCCUUUUGUAUUUUAAACCACGCAGCCACAUUUAGGACCAAUCAUAACGUGGCUUUUUGUUUACUCACCAAUGUCGUUUGCCCCGCGCAUUUUAAAU
Acipenser ruthenus (sterlet) is the source of this 4299-nucleotide messenger RNA. RefSeq lists its product as uncharacterized. The record is from RefSeq and is a predicted model, not a curated record. The transcript is spliced from 3 exons. Lineage: Eukaryota; Metazoa; Chordata; Actinopteri; Acipenseriformes; Acipenseridae. Bases 158 to 1036 code for a protein of 292 amino acids.